This is a messenger RNA of Cladocopium goreaui, 1079 nucleotides long. The record is from the annotation of a GenBank genome assembly. Lineage: Eukaryota; Dinophyceae; Suessiales; Symbiodiniaceae.
AGGUCCCACCCAAGGAUUUCUCCCACGGGGCGGAGGCAGCAUCAUUGUUAGUUCGCCUGGUACGUGCGCUCCCGCGGGGCUUCCUGCUCCGCACCAUGCUCGAACCCUUGGUACAGGAACUGUUGGAGGCCAUCUUCUGUGACUGGCCCCGAACCCUACCAUCGCUGCAGGAUCUCAAGGAAUCCGAAGUGACUUGCGAACGCCUCGGGCAACUUAGCACCUACGCGCAGCUCAUCAGCGGUCUGCGAGCGAACUUGCAGGUGGCCCAAAAGGCCACCGAAGAAAUGAAGCAGAAGGAGAGCACGGCGAGCAUGCUCGCGAAAACCAAGAGCCGUGCUUAUGAGGAACUUCGGGUUCAAGUCCGACGAUUGGAGGACGAGCGCGAUCAGAGCCGCGUCGCCAAAGAUGUGGCGCAGAAGCAGUGCGCCGAGGCGGAGGAGUUCUUUGAAGUCUUCAAGCAGCAGACCAAGUUGGCGCUGAACGAUUACGGCGAGAUGCAGUACCGUGAAGCCACCAUCAGAUCGGACCUGAACAAUUUGCAGGUUCACUGCAAAGAGAAGGAUCUGCUCAUCAGCGAGUUGCGCAACCAGACCACGGCGCUGACUCAUGAGACGCACGAGUUGGAGGAGAAACUCUUGAAGGUGCGUGAGGAGAUGGAGCGGCGGACUGCGGACGUGGAAUUGUUGCCGGAGCUCUACAAGAAGUUGCAGUACUAUGAGUCAGAGGAGGCCUCGAGUCGAGCGGUGCACGGCGUGGAGUUUGCGCGCCGCGUGGUGGACGAGGUGUUGGGGAAAAGCAUGGAAGAGCUCACAGGCCGUUUGCCUUCAUCCAUGCCGAUGGAGAAGAGAACGCAGAUCUGCAUGGAUAGCGUGGUGGAUCAUCUGGUGUCCGCCAUGCGCGACGCCGAGAAGUUGAAAGAGCAGGUUUUGAAGAUGCAGCAGCUUUUGGAAGAAGUGAAGCAGCUGGUGCCAAUUUGGAAUGAACACACCAUGCAGGACGUGGUUGAGGCCUAUGAUGAAGACGCAGCAGUGCAUCGACAGGUGACGGGCUUCACUUGUCCAGAUUUUCACACUCCAUAA